CUGGGUUUGUGGAGGAAUUCUCAGUGGAGGUGAGCUAGGGAACAUAGGAGUACUGCACUAAGGCAAACAGUGCAGCGUGCACAGAGAGGAAAGCUGGAGGGUGAUAUGGGAGCCGCGGAAUCAUCUGAUGAUUUUGCUGCAAUGGAUAACAGCCAAUGGUACCAGAAAUUUAUGAAGACGUGCCCCUCCGGGCAACUGUCUCUCUAUGAGUUUAAGUCAAUACUGGGUUUACGUGAUAUGAGCCCUCAGGCAAACAUGUAUGUUGAACGGGUGUUUCACAUCUUUGACUUGAAUGAGGAUGGAUUUAUAGACUUCUUGGAGUUCAUAGCUGCAAUAAACUUGGUUAUACGAGGGAAAAUUGACCAAAAAUUGAAAUGGUAUUUUAAGCUAUACGAUGCUGAUGGAAAUGGAUGUAUUGACAAAAAAGAACUAUUAAGCAUAUUCACGGCUAUCCAGGCUAUUAAUGGCUACACCAGCAUGUCUCCUGAAGAGUUCACAAACAUGGUAUUUCAGAAGAUAGAUGUGAACAAUGACGGGGAACUGACUUUAGAAGAGUUUAUCACUGGUGUGGAAAAAGACGAGGGACUAAUGGAAUUGAUUACGAAAACUUUCGACCUUUCCAACGUACUCAAAGUCAUACAGAGCGGCAGGAGACACAGCAUGUGAAGGAUCCUAUGGUGGAUGUAGCAUCUGUGGUACCAUUUCAAGGAAGAUAAUAUUUGAUACAUUCAGAGUAUCUGACAAUUUUUACUCUUGACUCCAUAACUCUCUUUUACUUUCCUUUAUUCUUUCCUUUGCUAAUGACUAUGGCAGUCACUGAACACAAAUCUUUGCCCACAUAUAAUAGAAUAGCUAUCUGAUGCACUAGAAAUAACUUAUUUGGUCUCUAUGAACACUGUUCAGACUAAUGAUUAAAAUAAUAAAAAUAUUGUAAAAU
Messenger RNA from Athene cunicularia (burrowing owl), 937 nucleotides. RefSeq names its product guanylate cyclase activator 1C (gene GUCA1C). Lineage: Eukaryota; Metazoa; Chordata; Aves; Strigiformes; Strigidae. The coding region runs from base 106 to 666 and encodes 186 amino acids. The record is from RefSeq and is a predicted model, not a curated record. The transcript is spliced from 4 exons. Gene Ontology annotation, molecular function: calcium sensitive guanylate cyclase activator activity; calcium ion binding.